Messenger RNA from Brenthis ino (lesser marbled fritillary), 1638 nucleotides. The record is from the annotation of a GenBank genome assembly. NCBI's taxonomy places the organism in Eukaryota, Metazoa, Arthropoda, Insecta, Lepidoptera, Nymphalidae.
AUGUCGACGGGUAGUACACCCUUUCCUAAGUGGCAAUUAGCCAUUCUUCUUGGUGCUCCCUUAGCUAUUGGUUUAGGUUACCUUUAUCUAAGAAAUAGAUUAGAAGACCCCGAAAAGAAGAAGGUUGCUGAAUUAAAUGCCAAAACAACCAUUUCUUUAGAUAAUGAAGAUAAUGCUAAAGCAGCUGAGAGCGCUAUUGACCGCGCUAUGAAAUUAAAGGGUGCUGGAAAUCGAGCUUUUCAUGCAGGAGAAUAUGACAAGGCUAUUGCUUUGUAUAAUGAAGCUAUUGAGGCAUGUCCACCUGAUCGCCCUAUUGACUUGGCUACAUUUUACCAAAAUCGCUCUGCUUGCUAUGAAAAGCGUGAAAUGUGGGAACAAGUUAAAGAAGAUUGCACAUUUGCUCUUAAGCUGAAUGAGAAAUAUGUUAAAGCUUUUCUUCGACGAUCGCGAGCCGCAGAGAAGAGUGGUGAUCUUGUUUUAGCUCUAGAAGAUGUAACUUCUGCUUGUAUUUUAGAGAGAUUCCAAGUUCAAAGUUCACUAGUAAAUGCAGAUCGCAUUCUGAAAGCUCUUGGUAGACAACACGCACGAGAAGCACUUGCAAUGAGACAACCAGUAAUGCCAUCCAAACAUUUUAUCAAAACAUACUUUUCAGCAUUUUCUGAAGAUCCUCUUACUAAGAUCAGUUUUGACCAAAAAUCUAGUAAUGGUUUUAUUAAAGCAAAGCAAGCUAUUGAAGCCCAGGAUUAUGAAUCAGUGGUAAAAGCUUGUACUGAAGAGGUGGACACAGAUGGAGAGUACAAAUAUGAGGCUUUGCUAUUAAGGGCAACAUUUUAUCUUCUGCUAGGUAGACAUGACGAUGCUCAAGUUGAUCUUGCCAAAGUUAUAGACAGUGAUGCCUCCAUUAAAGUAAGGGUAAAUGCACUUAUUAAGCGUGCUUCGCUUUAUACCCAAUUGGAAAAUACUGAACGCUGCUUGGAAGAUUUUGCAAAUGCUGCGAAAUUAGAUCCAAACAACUCUGAUAUUUAUCAUCAUCGUGGCCAGGUAUAUCUAUUACUGGAACGUAUGGAUGAAGCAACUGCAGAAUUUGCAAAAGCUGUUGAAUUGAACCCUGACUUCUCGAUUGCUUAUAUUCAGAAGUGCUAUGCUGAUUAUAGACAUGCUCAAUUGCAUAAAAAUAUUGGAGCCCUGACUCAGGUACGAGCUGACUUCGAAAAAGCUUUGGAAAGAUUCCCAAGAUGUGCUGAGGUUUAUAUUCUAUAUGCUCAAGUUUUGUCAGAUCAGCAAGAAUGGGGUCGUGCAGAAGCCCUAUUUGAAUCAGCUUUGGCUGUUGAUUCCAAUAAUGCAACAUUAUAUGUUCACAAAGGACUUGUACAAUUACAGAAGAGUACAGAUUUUGAUAAAGCUGUUAAAUUGAUUAACAAAGCUAUCGAAAUUGAUGACAAAUGUGACUUUGCAUAUGAGACCCUGGGGACAAUAGAAGUCCAGAGGGGCAAUUUAAGAAGGUCACUAGAGCUUUUCGAGAAGGCUAUUGCAUUAGCAAAAACAGAACAAGAAAUGACUCACUUGUUCUCAUUAAAAGAUGCUGCAGCUGCACAGUUGAAAGUUUCUGAACGUUGGGGACUGGAUUGGACAGUUAGU